CCGUAUUCUUUAUUCACGGUUAACGUUUAUUAAUUUUAUCGAUGUAGUAUUUUAAACAAUCCUACAGUUAUAUAUAACUUUACCAUAAUGAAAAAUAAUAUGUUAUCUUGCUUUAUAAUUAUUUUGAUGAUUUAUAUGUAGAAUCUACUAUUAUGUUUUAUUUCAACUGUAAAGCAAAAUUAUUAUGUAAGGUUAUCGUAGUACAGUGCUGGCGUACGUAAAUUUCGUAACAGCACUACAUUCUAUAUUAGAAACAUCUUGAAAAUCAAAUGAAUGGUCUUCCUUCCACAAGGCGGCGCCACUAAUUCCGGACCAAAUUUUCAUUUUCAAUGCGUGACAAGGGCGUCUAUACGACCGACAAUCUGCCGGCCGAUUCUCUGUUUUCAGUCGCCUUCGCUGCUGGCAGCGUACGGACGGAAGAGUUGAAAAUUUUUCGCGAAAAUCGGUUAUCUUUCAUACAUUGUCAUCUUUUCACCGUCAUUCUAUAUGAUGAUCCAAAAAUCCUUAACCCUGCAACGAGUGAUUUCUGCGAUCUGACAUUUAAAAUAAGAACGGAAAUGUUUUGUUAAAAAUGAGAUUUUUUCUUGCGUGGAACCGGCGUUUAGUGAUACGUCGUGAAAGAGUUAGAAACUAAUAAUUGUUUAACGACACGAAGCGAAAGUGACAUUUGGAAAGUUCAGGAAAGGAAGAAUAGCAAAAAGGCGGGAGACGGAUGCGUGGAACACCGCUUUUUUUGGACGAACUGUUGGGCACGAGCGCGAUCAAGAAGGAAAAUACCUACUUGAAGGUGGCAGAAACAGGGGUGGAGAAGGUCACGGGGUCGGGCCUAGGGGUGGCAUCAUGGACUCUCAUCAGCAAUUCUGUCUCAAGUGGAAUAGUUUCGGUAGCAACCUAGCGACAGCGUUCUCGAAUUUGUUCAAAAGCGAGAGUCUUACCGAUGUCACCCUAUUCUGCGAGGGAGUAACGUUCAAGGCACACAGGUUAAUCCUCGCAGCAUGCAGCAAACACUUUCAAGAGCUCUUCGAAGGAAUGCCUCCUUCUCCCGCGGGACUGAUCGUUAUUCUCGACGGGACGAGUGCCCACAAUAUGGCGUCCCUUCUCGAAUUCAUGUACCGUGGAGAGGUCCACGUGUCCCAGGAAUCCCUCAGCUCUUUCCUCAAAGCAGCCGAAUGCCUUCAAGUAAAGGGUCUGUCUAUCGAGCACGAGAAAUUGGCAGUAGCGCAGAGGCACGCUGCGGAGAACAAUAGCUCAUCGACGGACGCCGGGGAUGGCGGAGGUGGUAGCAAUGGCGGUGGUAGCAGCGGUAGCGGAGACAACGGAAGCGGGAACGUGAGCGGAAGCGUCAGUGGAAAUGGUAACGCAGCUGGUGGUGCCAGCGGCGUCGGUGGAGGAGUUGGCGAAGUGAGCGAUAUGAGCGAAGCGGGUGAGGCAACCAUGGUGAGAAACACCAUGAAGAGGACCCCCACACCGGUACCUUCGCCCGCUCCUGCUUACACCGUGCCCAGCCUCUAUUCCACUACCUCUCACUAUUACGAAAGUCCGCCGAAAAGGCUGAUGAGAUCGCCCAGCGACGUCGAUACCUUGGGAAGGGCGAGCGUGUUGCGCGAUGGCACUGCCUUCCGGCCCGCAUCAGCGCCACAUCCGCUUCUCCUGGAGAACCACUUCUACCAGCCGUUCAUCUACCCUUCAGAAACGCCCGCACAUCCCCACACCGCACCUCACACACCGACAGAAUUGGAACAAGAAUUGGAACGAGCGAGGUCCGAGGAACGUAGCAAUUGCGAUCUCAAAGAAAGCGUAGCCGAAGAUCUUCGAAUAAAGCAAGAACCAGUGGCGAUGACCGAUCGGGAAAGGGCAGAAAAAUUGGCAGAAAGAUUGUCAGGUGAGGUUUAUUCCGGUGGAAGGGGGUUCGAUGGUGGUCAUUACGGUUCAAAUUCGGACCACAUUCAACACGGGGGACAAGUUGGCCACGCCAUAGUUCCCCUGCCGCCCGCUCAUCCGCCGACUCCUGAUCUCAGUCCUGCACCCACCACUCCUGCUAUGUGGAAUACGAAAAUUAACAAGGCUGGCACUGUUUCCACUCCGGAUGGGAAGAAACUAAAGUGUCCAUACUGUGAGAAGCUGUACGGCUACGAGACGAAUCUGCGAGCCCACAUACGGCAGCGUCACCAGGGUAUCAGGGUGCCGUGUCCGUUCUGCUCGCGAACGUUCACGCGGAACAAUACCGUCAGACGGCACAUCGCACGGGAGCACAAGGCCGAACUGAAUCUGAAGGCCUUUCAACAAACAAACCACUCAAUGUCAGACACGGUGCCGCAGUAACGGCGUCCUCGUUGUCAUCGUCGUCAUCGUCGUCGUCGUCUUCGUCGUUGUCAUCGUGGUUGUCGCUGUCAUCGUCGCGAUGACAUCGAAGACAGCCCUGUGGCUACUCGAGUUACCUGCGAGUGGCACGAAACGGAAAUACCACGAAUGCUGGAACGAGGAAGAAGCAACGAGGGUGAAGGUCUGUCCACCUUUUCCCUCGACCAACGUCGGUCAACGCCAUCCCCAUCCCAUGUAGCAUCCGAGUGGCGCUCGGGACUAAACAUUUCCUCCGCGAAAUCGCCACGCUGCGAUUGACAGCGUUGCGCCGGAAGUCAACCGACGCUUUGACAGCGAGGUCGACAAAGGAACUGUCCCGCUGUGUCUCGUCUCGGCGAUUCUAAUAGUUGUCAAUUACACCAGUCGUGUUUUCGGCUGAGCGAUUCACCGGCCGAAAGCGUCUCGAGAGCGUCACUACGAAAGAGCAACCGCCGGAACACAGAGAAUCGAGCUAAAGAAUUAUAUAAAUUUACCGCUUAUGCAGAUGAUUAGACGUGGCGUUCGACUUAUUCGAUCGCAUCAAACGAUCACUGACACAUACUCGAAGACUCGAUGGAUGCUGGACUUUCAAAAGAUUCUUCGUGUUUUGGAUUACCCCUACUUUGAAGAUUCACGUUGCUCUAACGAUUGCACGCUCUUGGCACGCUUGGUACGCUUGGUACGCUUUUGCGGAUACGAAUUGCGUUUCCUGGGAUAAAUUGUGGAGGAUAGACGUGGCGUGAACUUGGAUGCGACAGAGGUUGUUGACCAGAUGUAGUAGAAAAAAUUGUCGCACUAAUCGGAUCAUAAAGGAGGUUAGCAUUGGAAGAGAGGGAAGAUGAAAGAAGGCAAAGGAAGAUACAGGAAGAUAGAAGAAGGUAGAAGAGUGAAGCUUGGAAAAACGUCGACGUCCGAUUGCUCGCGUAGCUCGCACAAAGGUACGAGUGGGAUGAUUAGGGGUGGGAUUGAGGGAGAUGAAAGCUCGUCGCGCCUCGGACACGCUCGCGAAAUAACGCUGGAUAAUCACAAAACUAGUCAAUAAAAGUGCAACGUCGAGUAAGAGUUAUUAACUAUAAAAGAGAAAGCUGAAGAAAAACAGUUUUUAAAAGAGCGCGAUAAAAGAUAGGGAAGUUAGAGACAAGCGUAACGCCGAAAGAUCGAAACCGAAGAAAAGACGCGAAUAGUUGAAAGCAUGUUGAAACGCAGAUUCACAAUGUCAAGAGAGAUUAAGCGAGUAGAUUACGAGGAAAGUGAAGAAAAAAAAAAAAAGACGCAUAUCUCAGGUGAAUCGUACUACCGUAAGCCAGUAGUUCUCGAUUUAUUUUAUUAUCUUUCUCGCCCUUCUGCUUUGUGGUUUACAUAUACAUAUAUAUGUAUUUAUACAAUUCUUCACCAUAUUUUUUCGACGACUCCUCGCGUGAACGAUCAGGAUCGUUUUAAGGAGUCGUACGAAUACCGAUUAAUAUAUAUAGUAUAAAUAUAAAUAUACCGAACAUAUAAAUGAAAACGGUGCAAGCGCUGUUACGAGAAAUAGGUUUAAAUGAAUGAAGCGUCUACUUACUGCCGCUACUUUAUUUUAUUCGAUAGUUACGAUCAUGUUACCGAUGGAUUAUUAAGAAUUAUCGAACUGAUUACCAGAUCACAAUGCAUUGAAACGCUGUUAUAUAUUGAUACUUUUACCGAUUUUACCGCGGAGAAAUAACACUGGUACUAUUAUUGCUGUUGAUGUCGAGAGCCUAGGGUCAAGACACGGGUGAUAUCCGAACAUAAUUCAACACUUUACAACUUAAACACGUACGCGUUAGUGCCAAACAAACUGAGAACACAAAGAAAGGAAACAUAGAAAUUAAAUCGCAUUUUCUCGAUCGUGCAUUUUUCUACUCAGGAUAGGUAAUCGAAUUUCUAUUAUUUUUUUACGCAUCUCCACACACGAGACGGUAACAUAGAGACGACGGACGACAUACACUUCAUCCGUGAAAAAAGUACACAUAUCCGGAAAAGAGAGAUAGAGUGAUGCAGAUUUUUCUUGUAAAACCGACACUGACGCAUACCAUCUUCUCCACUUUUACGUUUUUCUUCUCUUCUUUUUAUAUAGAUAUACCGUCGUUUUAUAAAGAAUUUAUGAGAUUAUUAACUACAAUGAUAAAGAAUGGACAGGUUGUCGAGUUACCAUAUUAUUAAAUAUAUCAUGUAGGCCACGUGUGUAGAUUCUUCUUGGUGAAUGCGUGCAAAGCGGAGGUUCGUAUCGCGCGAGAAAAUAAGCAAUAAUCGUUAAGAUACAUAGAGAAGAACUGAUCUUUCCUUUUUGUAAGAACGUUGUUUUUUUAUAUCUCUCUAAACGCACUGUAUAUAUAACCAAGGGACGCCUGUUCUUAAUCGUUAUUAUACACGAACAGGAGUUUCCUGGUGAAAAAUCAGGGCGUUCCACGUGCUACGUAUUAUAAUACGAGAUCCAAGAUUUUUUAGCGAGUACGUUUAUAUUUACCUGAUCGAUGAAGAAUCACGAAGCAAUCGCAUUCGCUUAGAAAGAUCUCAAACGUGACGCGUUGUACGUCACGAAGAACAAUCACUACCACUUUGUUACCUGUUUACAAUGUUUAAAUAGCGGACUUUUGUCCGAAGCAAUAGUCGAGGAUAAUAUAUAAUAGGUGAUAUAAUUAUGAAACCAAUAGACCAGGACGAACAAGAAAGCAUAGGGAAUAAUUGCUUAGAUACCGGUUGUAUAGAAUGUGAUCAAUGCAAUAGUUUAUUAUUAACGAUUUAACCUAUAAAUAGAUAUAUAGAUACUCCUAGUCAGGAUAGCACCACAAUAUUACUUGUUGCAGUAUUUCACACGUUUAUAUUACAGACUUCUAUCUUCUCUCUUUUUAUUCUUUCUCCACUAUUACAAACUCCCAGCCGUUUUUUUUUCUCCCUUUUUAUUAUUAUUAUUAUUAUUCGUUUAUCAUCGUUUUCUUCAUAUCCGUCAGUAUCUUGUCUUUUCUCUCGCUCAUCUCUUUUCCUCCUAUUUUUAUUUGUUUGUUACGUUACAGAGGAAAAUCAGAGUUUAACGAGAGUUAUCUCACAACGAUACGCCUAUCUUCUUAAGAUAUCAAAGACAAUAGUUAAUAGGGGAUUAUUUAGUAUUUAAAUGGUCGUAAAAGAUUUAGAAUAUAUUAGUAAAAGGAAACUAUUUGUUUCGUUUCCGUUUUCGUUGUCUCGUUCUUUCCCGUAUUUUCUUGUUCGCGUUGCAUGUGUUCUUUUUACGUUUCUACAUUCUCCGCAUAAUUCUCUCUUUUUUUUUUUUUUUUUUUUGUUACGUUUUUCUUAUUUUCUUAAAUACGAUAUCAAAUCGCGAACCGGAUCGUUCGCGUAUUCUGCCAAAUGACGAUACGUAUGACAGUACUACCUCAUCGUUUUUUAUAAGAAUGCAUACAAAACACAGGGAACACUGAGAGACCACUGAUAGAAUAACAUCUGUACAUUCCGUACAGCCGCCACUACUCGUCCGGUUAAUGUCGGGAUUAUUCUCCUGCUGUUAUACCCUGAGAUACAGGGUACGAGCGUGAAUCUUGAAGCUCUUCAUCGAAAUUCCAUGCAAUAUUAAUAUUUAUUUUCCAAACUUGCUGUCAUUCAACACAUACGAAGAAUAUGAUGAGUUAUAUUUUCUGUUUUUCAACGAAACAAUUUUCUGAUAACUAAUCUCAAUAUUGUCGAAAUUGUUGUUUAUAUUUGCUUUUACGAAUUCAAUAUGUAUCAUUAUAUCAUGAUAUUUGAAAAAACAGCGUUCAGUGCUGCAACAUUAGUUGUACAUUUGGUUUCAUACAAAAGGAUUUAUUACUUACCUUAGAAAGAUUAUAUUCAUUUACAAUUGUAUCAUCAGAGAAAAUACUUUGCGAAACAGAAACUUGAAAGGACGAACUUAUCACAUUUUCUUCGCGCGAUCUUCGCGUUGUAAUCGUUCGUAGAAUUUGUGGAAGAUCGUUUUCGUUCUACCAUUUACAGAUCGUACAAACGACGUCUCCUUCGAACUUUCAAACAAUUUCAUUUUAUAGACAUUAGUUUAACGCAAGUGCCGUAUUAGCAGAGGAAUUUCUGAUAGACGAAAAGCUUCAAGGAUCGCAAGCACACGUGAUAUAUAAGCUCUACAUACGAUUAUAUAGUAGAUCCGUUUUUUUACGAAGUUGCAUUAUCGCAUACGUACACAACUGUAUAUGUAAUAACUUACCAUUAUCUAAUAACUUUCCACUAUAUAAGCACAGUGAGACACGUGAAUGUGAGUACGCGCGUGUGUGUGCGUGCGUGAGCGCGAGAGACUGCGUGACAAUUUACAAAUAAAGAAACGCGGCGAUUUCAUCGUUUGGCAAGCGAAGUCUGGUUCCUCGGACCGAUCACGAUUUUUCAGUCAGAGAAAUACGAAAAAGAAAAAGAAAGAAGAACGGAAUCAGGUGAGAAACAAAGGAAACAAACGAAAGUAUUGUUUCAUCAUGAACAAAACGAAAAAUAUGUGAACUGAAAAAAGAUAUCGCGAGUGUGCAGUGCACAGGUUUAAUUGGCGAGAGCGAAGAGGUUUUCAACAAAUGGGUCUAAAAUGGAGAAAAUCCAAGUGAAAAUAUCAAAUCAGCGAAAAGUGUUUCGAGUGCACGCGUGCUUGUUUCGUCGACGAAUUUCGCGGAUCAUGUUUUCCGAUCAUCUCGAAGGGGUUGAUAACAAAAAAAAAAAAAAAAAAAAAAAAAAAAUAAAAAAAUAAAAAAAUGGACGAAGAACAUUCUAAGAAAGAAGCUCGAAAGCUGACGAAUGAAAGGAACAAAAAUGGGGAUUGAAAAGGAAAAACCAUACGAGACGUUUUUAGGAGGGCAAAUUAUUUAGAUCCGGACGCGAGGGUGAUAACCGAUGUUCUUUUAGGGCUGACUAAAGGGUGAAUUUCUCGAGGAUGGGGCUAUAAAAACAUUUUAGACGACGUGAAAAUUAGUCAUAGAGGGUGGACGAGAGGGCCUGAAAACAAAAAGCAAAAAAACGAAGACGCUGCGGGAAGGGGUAUUAUUCAAAAGUGUUAUGUGUCGUUUACGUAUGUGAUAGGAACAUACACACACGCGCACACACAUCUACACUGCACGUACAUACACGUUUAUGUACGAAACAGAAAAACACACAGAACGUACACGGGAUACGUCGCAAAACGAUCGAUUUGCAUAUAUGAUCACGAGUGUAAAUAAUUUUGCUACGCAUACGUACUUUGGUUAAAUUUUAUUUCCUUUGUCUCUUCUUUUGUUUUCUUUUAAAUUAAGCCGAAAAAAAUGUAUACACGUUUUCUUUUCUUUUCCUCGUCUUCUUUUUCUUUUUUUUUUCAUUUUUUUUUUUUUUUUAACUUUUCUCGGCUACUCUGCCAAGCAGAAACGAACGAAACGAAAGAUCGGGAGUAAUGUUAAGAUCGUACAAACUUUAGUAUUAAGUUUACACUUUUCUUAAGCGUUUCCUUUCAUUUUUAUUUCAUCUAAUAUCGUUCCCUAUUAUUUUUCUUUGUUUUCGUUCUCUUUUAGGUAAUUUUGGGGUGACGUUCAUAACGAAAAUUCGGGCGCUUAGGAUAAUGCGUUUACGUUCACAGUUGCGAAUGUUUAAGAGGUUUGGGGCUAAAAAGCCAUGCUCUUUUUAGUUGCUUCGUCGUUAGCUGUUACGAAUUUGCAUACGUAAAAACACGCGUGUACAAUGUAUAUACAGGUGUAUAUAUACGAAGUUGAUGAAUCGAGUAACGAGUGACGAGCAAUCGAUCGUGUUUGGGCAGGGGAUGGAAACGAAAGUGAAAGAUCGCUGGAUCUGAAACCAGACUAAACUUACACUCGCGUUUUGCUAUUCGUCGAAUUAUGAAUCGCGUACAAUUCUUUUCCAUAUCCACAAUUCUCCUGUGUUCGAAUUGCUUUUUCUUUUCCGUUUCGUACUCGAUCUCUUUGCAAAUGUCCUUUGUCAUAAUUUCUUUCAUAAGUAAAACACUUUUCAAUCUCAAGGAAAAAGAAACGAGAUUCAAAAGUCGCAUAUUUUCAAAUUUAUUUUUACACGUGUUUUUUUCCUCUCUAAUAUUAUUUUCGAUAACGAAGUUUCUCGAUCGUUUCGAAGAUCACGAAAUUAUAUUGGAAAUGUUACUUGAAAUCAACUCACGAUUCGCAAGAGUAGUUUUCAACGUCCCGUUUUUCCGCGUAAAGUUCCGCGCUGCCUGACCGUAUCCCAGUGUGAUUGGAAACACAUACACACGCACACACGAACACGUGUAUACAAGCACAAACACACAUAGGCACACGCAUAUAGGAGGGGCGCGGUAUCGUGCGUACGCUUAGCGUGCAUAUAUCCACGUUGCGAAGCCACGCGCCAGCGUACGCACACGUAUGUACCAUUAUUGUAUCACGGCGUAGGAUAAAAUGUUGCAUGUUGUUUCUAUAAUAUGUGUUUUACGGAUUGAAAAUCCUUUAAUAGAUGUCGUGUGUGACACAGCUUGGCGAGGCGAGCUUUACACCGCGGGUCGACCGAAUCGUUUCGAAUUUCCCGCGUGAAUCACGGGCGUUGCGGAGAAGGAAGAAAGAGAAAUUAGAAAAACAAGGAUAGUGACUUAAAAAGGGGUAGAAAGACGUUAGACAGCGGAGAGUUCGAUGAAAGACUCUUGACUUUCAAGGAAGGACAGAAAAUUAGGAUGAUAGUCGGUAGGGGUCGCUAAAAAAUCGGUACGAAAUCGGCGAAAAGUAAAUGAACUAGGAAUAAACCGCGUUUAAAGGACGCUCGACACCCGCGACCGAGACUCGCGGUGUAAACGGGCUUUCCACGAUUUAAAAAACGUAAAAUGAAAAAAAUAUAUGAAUAAGAAAAGAGAUGGUAAUCCUUCGUCACUGAUGUUUGGCAACUGAGAUCGUGUGGGUGGGUAGGUACAGUUGUCGGGGGUAGAAUAAGAACAUUGGCAGAAGCGAACGAAAAACAAGGGUUGGGGGAAUGAAAGGGUGACGACGGAGAGGCUGUCGCCGUGGAAAAUAAUUAAGGAUCGGCGGAGAUUGUUGCAUGCUCGCGGUGAAAAACGAAGGAGGAUAAGGGUCGAUGUUGUCGCUGCACCUGGACUGCGCGUGCACUGUCUACUUAUACUAUACCGUUUGAUCGUUGUAUAGUAUAGAAAAGAAAAAAGGAAAAAAAAUACAGUAAUAGUACUAUACCAUAGUUGAUAAUGAUUGCAUAGUACAUGUAUCACGCACGCAUAAGCAUAUUUAAACGUGACGAAAAAGUAUAAAAAAAAAAAAGCAUAACAUUAAUAAGAACGUAAGGAACGUACAUUACGUAACGAACCUACAUCUUCUUUUUCUUUUGGCGGCAAGAUCGAAUUAAUCGAUUGACGAUUAUUACGAUUACGAUUAUAAUAUUGUAAAACUGUAGGGCUUAUAUUGUCGCGCAGCGGGGCUUCGAUUUCGGUGGCGUGCGAUCCUCGAACGGGGAUAAACGUUUGAGCGAUCGCGACUUAUAGUACAAAGUAAACUAUAAUGCGUUAAGGGGUAUAAAUGAAGUAAUCGAUGGAAAAACGCGAUGAUGAAACAGAUGACGAUCGCAGAUUUUUGUAAACUUACUAUACACGAUGUAUUAAAAGAAACGAUCACAAUUACGAUACUGAUCGACGAUGACGAUGACGAUAAAGAUGAUGAUGAUGAUGAUGAUGAUGAUGAUGAUGAUGAUGAUGAUGAUGAUGAUGAUGGGUUUUAUAUAAUAUAGUUGAAUUUGAACGGCUAGAGAGAUGGGCAUCGGUAGAACGAUCAAGGGUUCGAUGAACGCGAUUUAAUUAAGCCGAUAACACUGCAUUUCUCGAUCUCGCCGUUUAUUAUGCUGAAUGUUGUAUACAGAUUGGAUGAGGAGGCGUAUAAUCCUGUUCGAUGGAUCGUGGUUGAUCGUUGAUCGAUAAAAGUCGUCGAUAUACAGCUUUUAACAUUUCAUCUUUCUUCGAGAUCUGGUGAAACUGAGCGAAGCAACGUCAUUGCGAUUUUCAAGCAAUGCUAUACGAUUCGUCAGGUUUUUAUUUCUGAAUGAUGCAAUAGACCGACUGUCUCUGCCCUGCUAUUAUAAGAAUAUAAAACUACCGUAUUUUUUCUUUUUCUUUUUUUGCAUCGCUAUUACAUUAAAAAAUCGCAACGACGUCACCUGGCUCGUUUGCACUAAAUCUAAUAAUAAUGAAACAUCAUGUUACACGAUAGCUAUGUUACAAGAAGAAUCGACGAAGUUUAAUCUAUGCAACGAGACGCAUUAUCCACUCAACGAGAUAUCGAUAUUUCUGUGAUACGCAGGAAAGGAAGGAGGACACGUUUACUUUAAGCAGCGAACGUGCCGGAAGUUUAAAUACCCAUUACAUAUCAGUUUCAGGGAGAUCGAUCGCCCAUUACUUUAACUAUACUUGUCCCGUUUCAUGUGAUCCUCGUGAAUCCUCUUUCCUUUAUCUGGAAUUGCAGAAGAACUGAUUGUUCACCGACUGUUCCAUGUGAUCGUACUUUAUACCAAAUAGCUCGCAAUAGUUGAUAUUAUAGUUACAGAGUUGUUGAGAUUGUUUUACUACAGACUGCUGUGUUUGCAGCCGACUUUAUAUGUUUCUUAAUCGUUCAGAUAUGAUAUAAGAACGACUUAAACGCAGAGAAUAGAUAAGAACGAUAUAAAUGCAAAUAUUUACAAAUGAUACGUAGGAAAUAGGUCCGAAUGCUUGUUAUGUACGAGUGUUAAUAGCAGAAAGGAUGAAAAGACUGGUGAAACUCGUCACUGCCACUAAGUAAUCGAAUCCUUCCGUGAUCGGUUCGCCGAUGCAAGUUCUGCCGUUCAUCACAGUAACGGAACACAAUACUUCGUCAUACACACUAGUACAAAUGCUACCUCACACAAGCUAUACAGGGUGCAGAAGAAAGCAAAAGAGAGAAAAAAAAAAGAAAUGAAUAGAAGCUUAAAAUAAAUCUCUGUACAUAAAAGAUGACACAAUUUAAAAGGAAAAAGAAAACGGUAUUUUGCGAUAGAAUCAAACGUCCCAGAGGUGUCGAUGAUCGGCAUACGGUCCGACGUAUUCUAAAGAAAACGACGAUGGCAAGAAAAGAAAAGAAACAAAUUGUAGUAAAAAAAAAAAAAAAAAAAAAAAAAAAAAUAAGAAAGAUGGGAAAACACAGACGAUAGUUAAACAGAGAUCAGAAUUAAAAAAAAAUUCGAAACGGGUUCGGUGUCGUUGAUCGAGACGACGCAACUCGUACUCCACGGUGUCCUUUUCUCAGGAAUAAUGAAAACCAAGUACAAACUACAAAGUAUAAUAGUCCAUAAGAUUAACAUAAAUCAAUAAUCAAGCGAUGCAAUAGUCGAGUGUAUAGUAGGGAUCGAUCCGGUGUAACUUGUACGCCGUUUCUCUUUGUCUCUUUCUCGCUCGUCCCUCCUUGCUAUCUCAUUUUUCCCCUUUUCUCUCUGUCUUUCGUCAGAAAGAAACUAACUUGUUGUUAACGAUAACCGCCGCCGCGAAUCAUUAAAAUAUGAAACGUGUUUCGCGCACGACGACGCUACGUUACUUAUGGCACCGUGUGUUAAUUACGCAUACAAAAGGUUAAUUAAGUGCUCGAACGACCAGUUUCCUCUUCAUUCUCACGUAUCUUGCUCGUUCUUUCUCCUCUCUGUUAAAUAGCGGCCAUGCUCGUUAGAGUGGUUUUCGCUUCCGUUCGCCGUUUCAUUCAUUAUAGGCGAACAAAGAGCAGAAAGAGCGCUUUAUGGUAGCGAUAUCGUUGCGCUAACAAAGAGGAAGAUACGUUUGUGGGAGAGGAAGCAAGUGUCGCUUAAAUAAUGAGCCAAUUAACGCGGGAAUUAUGUAUCGUAACGACGAUUCCGCGUUAAAGGAACGACGAACGUUGCUUGUUCGCCGCGUACUUCUUUCGAUUCACGAAUUUGUUAAUUGUUUUAGUCUCUUUAUCCUUAUCGAGCGCUGCUGAACAAUUUCCUUCGAUGAUCCAUCUCCAUCCAACACUUCUCAUCGCGAUGCAAUCACUCGUCUAAGGUUAGGUUCAUCGGACGCGUCAGACUUUAUUCCUUAACCUUUUUUGAAUUUCGCGCCACGGCACAUUCCACCGUGGUUAUAAGUGUUCUUGUUAAGAUGUGUUCGUUCUUUGUUGACCGUUUUGUUACGUGGUGUUUCUCUGCCGGUCGGAUGUUCCCUUAUCGAACAUUUUUUUUUUCAUUUUCGGUGUCUUUUCUUUCUCUUUGUCUAUUUUAAGGAAGCGGAACGUACAUUUCGUACGAACUUUCUAUGAUAACGCACGAUAACGAAACAUUUCUUCUUUUAUUCCGUUUCAAUCUUCAUCUCACUAGACAUUCAGUUUAAGCGUUCUGCUUACCACUUCGUAUGGAACUCUCCUAUUUUUUCUUUUUUUUUUUUUUCAUCUUUACAAGAUCUUUUCGAAAAAAUUUUAAAUAGGAUUCUAUUCCUAAGUUUUAUAUUUUGCUUACGACUUUAUCGUUCUUCGUCUUUUCGCAAACAUCUUUCCUCCUCUUCUGUAUAAUAAAGAAGAAGUAAAAGAUCGAUUAUACACGUAAACAAAUGCGAACAUUCGUCCGGUUGCAUUUUAUUCUCAAACGCUAUUGUCCACGACAUGGUUCAGUUUCGUUCCUCAAUGAAAUCUCUUUUUACUUUCCACUUCCCAUCAUCGUCCUCCUAAUAUCUUCUUCACCACGAAGUAAUACAGCUGCCCCUUUCGUCCUACGUUGGGAAUUUCGUUAUACUCGGAAGAAACGGACAAACCAUCAUCUCAAUUCUCGUGCAUCUAUGACAUAAUCUUUCUACUGAUAAUAAUAAUAGUAAUAGUAAUAAUAGUAGGUGUAUACGAAACCGUUUCUACCUCAAUGAAACAAACGUACACGUAUACAUAGCUAACACGUACACGCAUAAACUCGUACAUACAGACGCAUAUAAACUCGCACAAUGUGCACAUACACUUGCACAUACACUUGCACACACACAUACACACACACAAAAUACAUUUACGGUACGCAUAGACGAUCACGUUAAUUACAAAUGACGUUCGUACAAUUGUGUGUCGCUUACGGUUCCUUCUCGGUUUUUCUUUCUCAUGUGUCCCAAUGAUUGUGAGAAGUAUUAUUUUUCUACGCGACGCUCGGCGUAAUACCGUGCGUUUCAUUUUUUUUGUACCAUACAGAGGAAAUGAAAAGUGAAAAACAAAUAUGAAAGAGCAUGUAAAAGAAAACAAAAUCAGAAAACCGCAACAAAAUCGGAUAUACGUAAAAGUAAUAAUUAUAUUGUAUGAUAUAAGAGAGAUUUAACGAUGAUGAUGAUGAUGAUGAUGAUGAUGAUGAUGAUGAUGAUGAUGAUAAUGAUGAUGAUGACGACGAAGAAGAACUAUAGCUGCCGCGAAUAAAUAUAUCGGAUAAUAGCACUGUCCUCCGUUCUUCCACCUUUUCUCCACCCCUUUUCUCCUUUUCGAAACUGCCUCCUCAAACAUACGAUCCUCCUGCCCCGCCCCCCAUCAACUCCCCAAACCUAAUCUAACCUAAUCUUUCCAUCCUAUCCUCCCUUCAGACGACCGAGUUUAUGUAAAUAACAUCCGUUCAUAUUUAUUUAUUUAUGUUUCUAUGCGCUGGACGCGUCUAAGUUACACGCAAUUUCAAAUUAAUCGAUAACUAUUCCUAUUGAUAGAACGAAAGAGAGUACACUGAUUUUUUCAAUAUAAAUAUAAAAUGGUAUAUAUAUAUAAAUAUAUAAAUAUAUAAAUAGAUAGAGUAUAUUAUAUGUAAUAUUAAGAAGGUACUUGUUUAGAUCAUAAGCGUGCCCCGAACUCGUCGCCCCGCGAUGCGACAUUGCAAGUCGAACGACAAAAGAUGAAAAAUAUAAAUUAAAAAUGGAAUAUUAUAUAUUAUAUAUAUAUAAAUAUACAUACAUACACGGACACACACAGACACAUAUAGAGACAGACAGACAGGAACAUAGGAGCGUACACAGACACGCAUAUACGAAGAAGAGGACGAAAAAAAAGAAGAUGCGAAGAAACGACGAAAGAAUUAAUAGAAUAAACGCGAUUUGUAAAUCGCUGAAUCACGCGGUGCACGCCAUAUUCCAGUUUCUCCUCUUCUUGUUCGCGAGCGAAAUUUCGACUUAACGUCGACUAGUUUAAGGGAUAAACGAGGAUCGACGAUGUCGAGGGGAUGUACCCUGGGCAUUUCCGCUUUAAGAACGCUAGAGAAUGUAAAACUCGAAGAUAAGAAGCGUCGGGAAAUUAUUUGAAGGUUCGAUCGAUAGCCAGUUAUUUUAUUUCGCAUUAAUGUUUCGCAGUAUUGUCUAUAUAUUUCAGUUUCCUUUUUAACGAAAAUUCGAUUGAUCGAUCGUUCCUUUGGAAAGAAAACGGAAACAGUGAUGCUUUGUUUCAAAUUUUUUUGUUUAUACAUAUGAUUUUACGGAAGAGUUCAAAGGAGCAGCGUAUGGAACGACGCUUCUAUCGCAGAAGUUUUACGUUCCUCGAUGAAGAUGAAAAUUCUCGUCGUCUCGACAUCGAUCGCGUAUUCAAUAUACGUAAUCGUCGGUCCGCGUGUUCUCUUCGUCGGCAUCGAUUCGGCAGAAACGACCGUUCUUGUUGUGUAUUUUAUCUCGAAAAAAUAGAGAAAGAUCGUGGCUUGCACCGCAGAUCGUACACGGUGGUUACCAAUUUUGUUUUUAAGUUGAAAGAUUAAGUUUUGCGUUACGAUUAUGAGAGAAAUGAGAGGAAGGUGCGUGGUGGAUACGAGAAGGAACGCGAAGAAUACGUAAUGAAAGAGUGUACGAGCGGAGGCGGCAAAAUGGCAGAUGCCUCCAGCGUGAACGGAGCGCGCAAACCGUAGUUGCGUUUUUCGUGUAUGCAAAAUCUAUACUUUUGCAUUCUAUUUACAGAAUUAUUUUAUUUAUACGGGAAACAGUGCGCCUGUGUGCGAGUGCGUGCAUGACGACGCGUGAAUGUGCUUCGGGACGUGUUAAAAAUUCAUUUCUAGCAUAAUCCGAAUAUUCGAAAUAUUUUCGAAAUUGAUCCUUGUGAAACCCGUUCGAAAUGCAUUUUUAAUACGUUGAAGACGACUAGGUACGCCUUGAUACGAAUGUUAGGGAUAGUAUGCGAGUGAAAUGAUUGUUUGAGGAUGCGUGAACGGGAGAGAGAAAAGAAAAGGAAAAAAGGCGAUGAGAGAGAGAGAGAGAGAGAGAGAGAGAGAAGAGGCAUGGAAGUGGAAUAGAAACGAAGAACGAGUCGAAACUCUGCCAUCUUCAACGAUCCCGGACAGGAACUGGGUUGAAAUGAUGAUGAUUAUAAUCAUGAUUCAUUACGUGUUAUGAUAAAUUACUUUGGAUAGGUAAGCGUGGAGGGGAAAUAAAAAGUGAAAUGAAAUGACGAAUGAAAACGCGAAGUAUGGCGUUACGAUACAUUUUUCUUUUUAUUUUUCUUUUUUCUCCGAGCGCGAACAGGGUGGCAGGGGUUUGUGCUACGCCGAGUUGAGUGUAACUCAUCCUCUUUUUUGUUUGUAUAAAAAUUAAUCGAAAUUUAAUUAGACUAUUAAUAACUGUUUAAUUACUGUGAAACAAGAAAACAUUAAUUAUAAAUUACAAAAAAUCUGA
Molecule: messenger RNA, 15931 nt
Organism: Bombus huntii
Lineage: Eukaryota; Metazoa; Arthropoda; Insecta; Hymenoptera; Apidae
Gene: chinmo
Product: zinc finger protein chinmo
Exons: 7
Coding region: 841-2322 (493 amino acids)
Biological process (GO): regulation of transcription by RNA polymerase II
Cellular component (GO): nucleus
Molecular function (GO): protein binding
Source: RefSeq, a predicted model, not a curated record